CGCUGCGAACCAGACCGGCCUCCCCCCUCCCUGUGGCUCCGCCCCGUGUUUGGUCAGACACGUGGCCCCCGGGGCCUGGGAGGUGCCCGGGGAAGGGCAGGAGCCCGGGGAGGUUCUGGGGGUGGCGGCGUGGUGUGGCCACCUCGCCAGCCCCAGGCCGGCCCGGCAUGAGCUCCGGGGUCGCCCUGCGGCUGCGGACACUCCAGCGACACCUGGGCUCCCCGGAGGUAGGGGGACAGGCCCGGACUCGGAGCCCCUGACCUCUCCUCCACCUGGGGCUGAGGGGACAGAGCUGGGUUCCGGGAGAAGAACCCCGUGUGGCCACCCACAGCCGGCACUGACUGAGGGAGAGGCCCCGGGUGUGGAGACCACUUCAGUGCUGGGGGGAGGGGGCUGCUGGGGGAGGAGGGGGACAGGCCCGCGACCUGCAUGGCCGUGUGUCACCGCAGCCUGCGCGGCAGUUCCACCCGCAGCUCCUCACCCAGGGCCCAGGGGCAGUUUGGGACUUUGUCCCCCGGGGCUGUUUACACCAGCUCCGCUGCCCCAUACCGGCGGGCGCAGACACAAGGCAGCACCCCUGCCCCUCUCGUGGCCCAGGGCAGAGGCAUGGAGCCGGGCAGCAGCCCGUUGAGCACACACGUACUGGACACUGCCUCAGGGCUUCCGGCCCAGGGCCUCUGCCUCCGUCUGUCCAGGCUCGAGGACCAUGGCCAGCACUGGACCGAGCUGAGGAAAAGCUACACGGACCCUGACGGCCGCUGCCCUGGGCUCCUGCUGCCAGGCCAGAUGAAGGUGGGCACCUACAAGCUGUCCUUCGACACUGAGGGCUACUGGCAGAAGAGGGGCCAGGAGAGCUUCUACCCGUACGUGGAGGUCGUUUUCACCGUCACGAAUGAGACCCACAAGUUCCACGUGCCGCUGCUGCUGAGCCCGUGGUCUUAUACCACGUACCGAGGGAGCUAGCGGCUGAGCGGCAGCCGGCCUGCGAGCCCGGACCCGUCACCACGGCAGGCUGAGCCGCCCCCGACCAGCAGGGCGGGCUUGCUGCUCACGGGCACCAGGCUCACACUUCCCGGGGACGUUCUGGCCCCGAUUUCCCAGUGGCAGCUGUCACUCAGGCUUCAGUAAAGUUGCUGCUGGCAUCUG
Molecule: messenger RNA, 1146 nt
Organism: Balaenoptera musculus (blue whale)
Lineage: Eukaryota; Metazoa; Chordata; Mammalia; Artiodactyla; Balaenopteridae
Product: 5-hydroxyisourate hydrolase-like
Exons: 3
Coding region: 430-963 (177 amino acids)
Biological process (GO): purine nucleobase metabolic process
Molecular function (GO): hydroxyisourate hydrolase activity
Source: RefSeq, a predicted model, not a curated record